GCCGGCCGUUGGACGCCGCAUACGUCUAUGUGAGGCGGGCGGGUUCGCCGUCUUCAGGAUUCACAUAAUUAACAUUGGUACCUCCGCCCUCCCACCUAACGCUGUGGCUUGAGGCCCUGGGAUCCCUAGGCCGAGCACCGUCGCCCGCACGAUGCCUUUCGGGAUUAUUGACGCCAAACAUGAUGGGUCCCUCCCGGGGACGGAGCUCCUCAUCGGCGAAGAGCGCGGGGACAUGGUGCCUGAAGACGAGGCACGCCGGCUCAAGCGCGUCGUUAUCAACGGCGAAGAAAUCAUCCUCGUCCCGCAACCCAACGACGCAGAUCCAAAUGACCCAGUCCUCUGGCCGCGCUGGAAGAAAGAAGCGGCCUUCUGGGUCAUCUUCUUCAACACCGUCAUAUUCGCCAUCGUGCCGGGGCCCAUGCUCGCGCCGCAGACAUUCUCGCUGUCCAAGACGUUCGGCACGUCGCUGACGGCCAUCGCCGAGCUCUCGGGCUACCAGCUCCUCGUCGUGGGCGCCAUCGGCCCUCUGGUGUCGGUGCUGGCGCAAAAGUACGGCAAGCGCCCGCAGUUCCUCUUCGCCGCCGUCAUGGGCUGCGUGGGCACCGCCAUCUGCAUCGCGGGCGCCCGCGAGCUCGACUACCACCUGCUGCUCGGCGGGCGCAUGGUGCAGGGGCUCGGCAUGACGGCGUGGGAGUCGCUCAGCGUCGCCGCCAUCGGCGACCUCUUCUACCUGCACGAGCGCGGCUGGCGCACCGCCCUGCUCGUCGCCGCCCUGACGUGCUCGAGCUCCAUGGUCGCCGUCGUCAGCGGCGUCAUGAGCCAGAGCGUCGGCUGGCAGAACCUCUUCGUCGCCUCGCUGCCCAUCGACCUGGUGUGCCUGGCCACCACCAUCUUCCUGGUCCCCGAGUCGCAGUACCGCCGGCCCGCCACGCUGCCCGAUCGCCGCAGCGGCGGCGGCGGCGGCGACGAGGCGGCCAUUGUGGCGCCGGAGAAGGGCGGUGCAACGAGUAGCAGCAACCACGAGAACGGCGGUGAUGGGGGGCCCGACAGCAGCAACGGCGGCGGCCUCGCCGCCGUGGCGCACGUGGUACCGCCGAAGACGUUCGCGCAGAGCAUCGCCGCCUUUUCGGGCAGCUAUACGGACAAGGGCAUCGGGCACCUCCUGGUAGAGAUCUUCGUGCAUCUGGUGAACCCGGCCGUGGUGUGGAUCCUGCUUGUGUCGGGCGUGCUCAUCUCCUUCUACGUGGCGGCGGCCUACAUGACGGCGCAGAUCUGGUCGCCGCCGCCGUACCUGCUCAACGUCGCGCAAAACGGCUACUUCUAUACGGGCGCAUUCAUCGGCGGCGUGCUGGCCGUCAGCGCCGGGCCCGUUUGCGACUGGUCCGCGCGCGUGCUGGCCCGCCUAAACCGCGGCGUUUUCGAGGCCGAGUUCCGCAUCCCCAUCAACGUGCUCUCGGCUCUUUGCUGCUGCCUGGGAUGGUUCUUGUGGAUGUGGGUCAUGGAGCACCCGCGGAAGGAAGGUGUCUUCAUCGCCGCCUUUUGCUACGGCCUUGUUGGUUUUGGCAUCGCCGUGUCGUCGACGUCAGCAGGGCUUUAUAUCCUUGAUUCGUUUCCCAACCAGUCCACCGAGGUCUUCGUGCUGCAGAUGAUGGUAAAGAAUUUCAUGUUUUACGCCUUCUCGACGUUUGUCAACACUUGGUCCAGCCAAAAGGGGUCGGCGACCGUCUUCAGGACGUUUGGAAUUGUCACCUUGUGUUUACUGUCUACAUGCAUCCCGAUGUACAUCUUUGGGAAACUGAAUCGGCGGUUCGUAUAUCGCAUUUACCAAACCAGCAAGAUUUUCCGGUCGAUGGGAUAAACAGCGGGAAUAAGGGAUGAGACGGCGGCAAUGC
Messenger RNA from Gaeumannomyces tritici R3-111a-1, 1892 nucleotides. RefSeq lists its product as hypothetical. The transcript has 5 exons. The coding region runs from base 152 to 1858 and encodes 568 amino acids. NCBI's taxonomy places the organism in Eukaryota, Fungi, Ascomycota, Sordariomycetes, Magnaporthales, Magnaporthaceae. The record is from RefSeq and is a predicted model, not a curated record. Gene Ontology annotation, biological process: transmembrane transport. Gene Ontology annotation, molecular function: transmembrane transporter activity.